AUGGAUCGGUGUGAAGAGAGGCGGCAUAAAGGAUUUGAUAGCAGUGGCAGUGGUGGCAUUGCGGGUUUUGUGACAGUGGCGGCUGAUUCGGUGUUGAUGGCUUGGCUGGGAGAGAAACAACGAAAGCACAGAGCAGGCAUCAAUGGUCGGUGGUUGUGCAAAUGCAAGUAUACUAUUAUGCGUUGA
Messenger RNA from Dovyalis caffra, 186 nucleotides. The record is from the annotation of a GenBank genome assembly. NCBI's taxonomy places the organism in Eukaryota, Viridiplantae, Streptophyta, Magnoliopsida, Malpighiales, Salicaceae.